Molecule: messenger RNA, 1386 nt
Organism: Emiliania huxleyi CCMP1516
Lineage: Eukaryota; Haptophyta; Isochrysidales; Noelaerhabdaceae
Exons: 3
Coding region: 1-1386 (461 amino acids)
Source: RefSeq, a predicted model, not a curated record
AUGGCGCAGCAGCAGGCCCCGCCAGCUGCGCAAGCGCCCAUCGUCGUCGUCGUUGACGAAGUUCAGAUCACCAGUGAUGCAGCGCUCGUUCUCGCUCCAGGGGCUCAGCACGUAAAGGACCACACGCCUUGUCUGAGUUGGACCACGGUGUACGACAAUGCAGGAGCAGUGACCAACUACACCCUGGGGCAGAGUGACGCCAAGGGCGCCUUCCUGCCGCGGUGCCGGUUCAGCGUGGACCAGCAGACAGGCACCCUCCUCGAUGGGAACCACGUUCUCAAUGUGCUUUUCAAUGGGGCAUUCUGGUCGCGGCUUCUGACCGCUCUGGACGCGGCGAACCUCUUUGCCACUUCCAUGGAGAAGAUCGGCGUGCUGCACCAGCGGCUCGCCGGUCUGGCAAUGGCCAACCCAGGGGUCUGGGUGGUCUCGCACUCGGACAUCUUUCUCGGUGAAGACUUUGACGCGCCCGCCGUCCCAGCGCCAGCCGCGGGGAGAGGCCGGGGCCGCGGUCGAGGGGGCCAAGCCGCGGCCGUGGUGCCGGUCGUGCCAGGACCACAGGACCUGCUCUUCCUUACGCAACUCCCGCUUCGCGCGCUCGAGGCGGGCGGGGAGUUGCCUCUGCUGCUGUACUCGCUGCUCUCUUUCCAUUUGGGACCGAUAGCUACAAGGGCGGCCCGCCUGCCCCUGGCAGCCCCCGCGAGACUCACGGCCGGCCUUCUCCAAGGAGCUAUCGUGCAAAGCGUGGGGGCGGCGGCCGCCAACCCUACGAUGCUCGCGCUCCAAAUCCCUCGCUUGCUCAAGGGCGCUUCGCUCCCCGUCAUCUUUCAGUCUACCUCCGCGGACCCACACACGAGGCUCGAGGACUUCACGGACUUGCUCCGCAUGCAGGCCGGCGGGGUAGAUGAGAGGCGGCGCAUCGAGGAGCGGCGGAUCAUGCUCGCCACCUCGCUGGGUGCGCUCUACCAGCUACUUAAGCUCUCGCUGGCGGACCAGCUGGCCAUCCUCGCGACGGCCGUUCAUGAUCGGCAGCACCUCGUCCAACCGGGGGCCUCCGCGGAGGAUGCGGUGACCGCGCUGGUCGCGGAGGACCUCCUCUACGACGCGGGGCGCCCCGCGCCUAGCGUGGCAGGCGGGCCGGCAUCCUCGGGCGACCAGCCGCCGCCGCCCAAGCUUUUGGAGAAGGCUCUGAUGAUGCCCAACUUCCAGGCUCUGGCCAGGCGACGCUCGAGGAGCGCUCAUGAGGCACCGCUCGGAGCGCUUAAGCGACCCUACGGAUUUGUUGUGGUCGAUUUUUUGGCCAAAAAGCCCAAUGUGAACACAGUGUUGCUAGUAUUAACAGUAACAACAGAACAAUACUCAAUAAUGGGGCUCCCCAACAAACGUUAG